AGCCUCGCACAACUGUCGCCAUUUCUUUCUUUAACAUCCUCCCUCUUCUAGAAGACUUUUGCAGCAGUUCAGUUCCUGCCUUUGCCAUCGGAGUUACAUUUCUUGACUUAGUCAGGAUUCCCGGGCCAACUCCACCACUUGCGCGCAAGAAACCCGCUGGACUUGGUCUUGAAGACCAAAUAAACCUUCAAGAUGUCUGGAACAGACUACUCAUACGAUGAGCAGGGACAAUUCUUCCCCUUCUUCGUUCUCACUGUCGUGGGAAUAGUCACAAUCCCGUUGACUUACUCUGUCCUCAAACCCAGCUCAGACCCCGGUGUUACCGCUCCGCGAAUAAAGACAGAUUUCCAACCAGAGCAUGCAGACCUGAUCGAUGCCCAACGAAAGGCACAGAAGAGACGAGAGCGUAAGCUGAAGCGCGGAGUCGCAGUGGUGGCGGGGUGGGCGAUUAUGGCUUUGAUGGCCUAUUUGAUCAUAGUCACUGCGCGUACGGUACCAAAGAUAUGGAAUCCGUAUGAUAUCCUAGGGCUUUCAGACUCUGCCACCGAGAAGGAAAUCAAAUCGCACUACAAGCGCCUCUCCCUUAAAUUCCAUCCGGAUAAGAUUAGACCAGACCCAGCAAAGAAUCAAACCCUCGAAUCCUUAAACGAUUACUUUGUCGAACUCACCAAGGCGUACAAGGCGCUUACAGACGAGGAAAUUCGGAACAACUACCAACAAUAUGGACAUCCAGACGGCAAACAGAGCUUCAGCAUUGGGAUUGCUCUCCCAAAGUUCAUUGUCACAGAUGGGAACGGAAAAUAUGUUAUUCUGGUCUAUGCUGCCCUGUUGGGCGUGCUUUUGCCCUAUUUAGUUGGCUCUUGGUGGUACGGCACGCAAAGAAUGUCGAAAGAGAAGGUUUUGAUCGAGAGUGCCAAUAAUUUGUUCCGGGAAUACAGUGAGGAUAUCACGGAGGGAGGGAUUAUCAGCGCUUUAAGCACUGGCGUGGAAUUUCAACAGACUCUGAAGGGUGAUAAGGCAGAGUCGGGUCUUGAGAGGGUGGAGUCGCGAGUUCUUGCAGAGGGCGAACCUUUUACCUAUGUUGGUGGACUGACUGCUAAGGAUCGGACAAAGCUGGAGGAUCUGGAAGGCGGCGUUAGACGAAAGGCUCUCGGUCUUCUCUGGGGAUACUUGGGCCGCGUGGAACUUGACGACACCGCGCUCAACCAAGCAAAGAUUGAAGUAGCGCCCAUCGCUCGCGCUCUCAAUGCCUCCUUCAACGCUAUCGCUCUUGCUUUCGGCUCAACUGGCCCCAUUCUAGCUUCGUUCCUGACAGCUCAGAAUCUCAUCCAAGCUAUCCCACCAGGAGCGUCACCACUCCUGCAGCUGCCUUACAUCACACCUGCUAUUGCAAGAGCAAUCGAAGGCGAUGCCAAGACACACCUCACUUUGCAACAAUACAUGCAACUUCCGGAAGCUUAUCGACGAAAAUUGUCUGUUGGAAAGGGCCUCCUGACCGAAUCACAAUACAAGACAGCUAUUGAUCUGGCAAAGCAGCUGCCCCGACUUCAAGUUGAGAAAGCUUUCUUUAAGGUGAUUGGCGAGAAAUACAUCACACCUGGUUCGCUGGUUUCAUUCGUCGUGAAGGGUCGAUUCGUUCCGCCUGGAAGUCAGAACGUUCCGGAGGUCAAUGAACUAGACUUGGAGGAUGUUGACCCCGAGGAAGAUGAUCUCGACGCCAUCCUCGGCAGGCAGAAGAAGACUAGCAAGGGCGAAAAGCUAAAGGAGGACAAGCCAGUCCAACCACCUCUCGCAUACGCCCCAUAUUACGCGCGCAACUACUCACCCCGCUGGAACGUUUUCCUCACAGACAGCAAGCAGGGCAAAAUGGCUGUCCCGCCUUUCACCUUCAUUGCGUUUGACAAGCCGAUUUUCGACGAGAGCGGAAAGCCGACUUUCAACAUGCAAACAUUAAAGGCGCAAUUCCAAGCUCCGCCACAAGCAGGUCAUUACACUUUCGUGAUGCACCUGAUCUGUGACUCGUACGUUGGAUUUGACACCAAGAUGGAGGUAACGCUUGUUGUGGAUGAAGCAGCUAAAGCUGCGGAAAUCGAAGCUGAGGACGAUAUCAGUGAGCCAGACGAGGGUAGGUCUAAACCAACACACUUCACACGUUCGAAUGCUAACAGCACAACAGACUCGUUAGCUGGCCAAAUGAAUGCACUCAAAACCGGCGGCCUCACAGGUCCACCCCCCAAGAAAAAGAAGAGGCCAGUUACGGAAGAGUCAAGUGAUGAGGAGAGUGGUACGGAGGGCGAGGAAGCCGAGGAUACCAGUGAAACCGAUACGGACACUGAUGAAGAAUAAAUAUCUUGGAAUUGACAUUUUCUGGCCAUUGCAUUUCGAUCGGGGCGUGUAAAAAUAUCGGCGUAGCAUUGGGGCUGGCGUUCACAUACAUUCUGCACUGUGGUUCGUUUGAAACUCGCAGCGGGUGUGGCGGUUUGUUUUGGUUUGGAGAAUAGGAUUAGCGGACAGCGAACGGAUUCAGAAUGCGGAAUCCGAGCCAA
Messenger RNA from Hyaloscypha bicolor E, 2546 nucleotides. RefSeq lists its product as uncharacterized. The transcript is spliced from 3 exons. Gene Ontology annotation, biological process: post-translational protein targeting to endoplasmic reticulum membrane; SRP-dependent cotranslational protein targeting to membrane. Gene Ontology annotation, cellular component: Sec62/Sec63 complex. The coding region runs from base 193 to 2346 and encodes 717 amino acids. Gene Ontology annotation, molecular function: transmembrane protein transporter activity; RNA binding. NCBI's taxonomy places the organism in Eukaryota, Fungi, Ascomycota, Leotiomycetes, Helotiales, Hyaloscyphaceae. The record is from RefSeq and is a predicted model, not a curated record.